CUUUCUCUUUUAACAGCCCGCGAGAAGUUGGUGAGGAAGUGAGACGGCUGUCCUCAACUGACCCUAACGAAAACUGCGGGAUUACUGUCCCAGUUUACACCAGCCGCCAGUCUCUCCCGUUAACCUCUAGUUUGAGGGUCUGUGUUGGUGAUUAUAAUCCACAGCGGUCUACAGUCUACGGCACCAUGAGCGGAACUGCGCUGAUCUACGAUGAGGAGAUGAGCCGCUACCAGCUGCUCUGGGACGAUCCUGUGUGCGCGAUCGAGGUUCCGGAGCGCCUGACGAGGAGCUACGAAGCUGUGAAGAGCGCGGGGCUGGAGAAGCGCUGUGUGCCUGUCUCUGUCCGCGAGGGAACGGAGGAGGAGAUUCUUCUGUAUCACAGCAAAGAAUAUCUAGAACAAGUAAAACAGACACCUUCCAUGAGCGUGGAGGAACUGAAGACCUUCACUCAGCAAUUUGGAGAUGUCUACUUCCAUCCUAACAUCUACAAUUGUGCUAAGCUGGCUAUUGGGGCCUCACUGCAGCUAGUGGACAGUGUAAUGAAGGGGAAGGUGAGAAAUGGAAUGGCCCUUGUCAGGCCCCCUGGUCAUCACAGCCAGCGGAGCGCAGCCAAUGGUUUCUGUGUGUUCAACAAUGUGGCCAUUGCAGCUCUCUAUGCCAAGAAGCACUACAACCUAAACAGGGUGUUGAUCGUGGAUUGGGAUGUUCACCAUGGGCAAGGUGUCCAGUACUGCUUUGAAGAAGACCCUAGUGUGCUGUAUUUCUCAUGGCACCGCUAUGAGCACAAGAGUUUCUGGCCCAAUCUUGAUGAGUCUGACUAUAAUACUGUGGGUAAAGGCAAGGGAACUGGCUUCAACAUCAAUGUGCCCUGGAACAAGGUGGGAAUGACCAACAGUGACUACUUAUCUGUAUUCUUCCAUGUCCUUUUGCCUGCUGCAUAUGAGUUUGAUCCUGAGCUGGUGCUGGUCUCUGCAGGAUUUGAUUCUGCCAUAGGAGACCCAGAGGGUCACAUGUGUGCCACUCCAGAGAUCUUUGGACACCUCACUCACCUUCUCAUGUCCUUGGCAAAGGGUAAAUUGUGUGUUGUCCUUGAGGGCGGAUACAACCUAACCUCACUUACUCAGUCAGUUUGCCAGACAAUGCAUACCCUGCUUGGAGACCCCACACCUUUACUGAGUGGUAUUGGCUCCCCAUGUCACAGUGCUCUGGAGUCUGUUGUGAAUGUUCGAGCAGUUCACCGGAAGUACUGGAACUUUUUGAAGUAUGCAGCCGAUCCCCAAAUUUUAGAGCCAAGCACCAAGCGCCGCAGAUUGGAGAACACGGCUGAAGAGAACAAGGAGGAGGAGAACACCGAGAAGGAAAAGGAGGAGAAAACCGAGGAGAAGCCUGAGGAUAUUAAAUGGCCUGAGCCCUUACCCAGGCCUGCUCCUCCUGUGCAGACAGUUGUGGCAAGCUCCACAGAACUGGAGUCUCUCCCAAAGGGCUGCCAGAUGCUGGGUAAAAUCCCACAAAAGUGUAUUGAGGAAGCAGAAAAAAUCAGGAAAGAACAUUUUCAAGGUUUGACUGAUAAGACGUCAUCAGAGUGCUUCCAGCACAUUGUUUCAAUUUUGGAGAAAGUACAAAACAAAGAGGUGCGUAAUGGCAUGGUUGUGGUGCCUGAUGUGUGUGCUUCUGUGAGAUUUGCUGUUCAGCAUGCCUUGAACUCCCUCUCUAAGAGGGUUUUGGUGGUGUUUGUGGGGGAUGAGGAUGUUCAAGUUGACACAGGCAGUGGGAAAGUGCUUUUGCUGCAGAUCUGUAGUAAGGAGCCUGGAGUGGUGAAGUCAGACUACCAUGUGCCUGUGUGUCUGAGCAAGGCUGGGCACUCCAGGGCGAGUGUGAUGCAGGCACUGAUUGGUCUGCUCCUGCCCCUGGCUUACGAGUUUAGUCCUGACCUGGUGCUGCAGGUACUGACGAGCAGUUCUGGGUUGGAGAUGCCUGUGUGGGCACAGGUCAGCUCCCUGCUGCAGGGAUUAGCACAGGGCAGGACACUGGCCCUACUUCAGGGCUGUGACAAAGACAUGGUGGGAGCUACAUGUUCCUCUCUGUCUGGUUCUCCUGCUCCUAUUCUUGGUCCUCUGGGUCAUCCUGUGGAUAAAGAUGUAGAAUUUAUUGAGAAACAGAGACAGAGACUGGAGAAAAAAUGGGGCUUGCUGCGCAACUCUUUUUCAGAAAGCGGAACAAAGAAUCAGGAUGGAUGAGCAAUGAACAAGCACCAGUUGGUCACACCCAGAUGACAAGACAUUUUUUUAUAGUGUGAGUGAUGUUCCAUAAUAAAAAUGACCUUUUAGUUUCUGUCAUUUCUUAAUCUAUAUUUUCCUCAUUUGCUUUUGGUAGAAGGUAUGUCUAUGAAUUUAUUUCAGUGAUUUAGUAAACUGGUUUGCUGUUACAUACAUUUUUUGAACAAAACUGUUUUUAUUGAGCCUUACCCAUUACUGUCAGUUCAUAAGUAUUAUGAAACACUUCCUGAUACAGAGGAAAAUUACUGAACAUCUGUCAUCAUCUCAAUGUCUUUAGUGGUGGAUAUGUCCUUUAGGGACAAAAGUAAAUUGUUUUAAUUGCAAUAAAUAAAAGCACCUUAAGAUCUUUUAUUUACAAUUUAAAGUAGUGUUGUUGUUGUAGUAAUGUUAUAAUAAAUGGCAUCAGUGUGCUUCUGCCACUAGUCCUGUAAAGACAAAUAUUAAUUCUAAAAAACAGCACUUGUGUUUUGUAAUAGUUUUGUAUUUUUGUAUUGGAAUAAGUAAUAGAUUUCAUACAGUGAUCCAACUAAUCCAACUAAAAGAAUGAGUUUUGCUCUGUAGUAUAUUGUGUUAUUUCCGAUAAAAAAAAAUCUGUAUUUUUUCUUAAUCAAUAUUUAGCAUGAUCAGUAAGUUAUCUAUUUUUUUGCUAUCAGUGAUUCAUAUGUAACUAUGGGUGAAAUCCAUAUGCGCUUUGUGUCGAGAUGGGCCCCAGGGUCUCUUCUUGGAAUUGGUACAAAAAACGGUAUAUGUAAUCAGUAUUUUGACUGUUUGAGAUAUGUAGGUGCUUCAUGAUGACUGACUAUGCAUUUUAACAACUGAUGGAAACCUAUGCUGCUGUUUAAGAUAAUAACAGGCUUUUUAAACAAGUUUAAGGCCAGUGAUUUUAGUUUUAGUUUGCUCAACCCUGAGGAUGUACUGGUGGGUUGAGGUCUAACAUAAAGACUUGUUAAAAACUAUGGUGAGCUGAGCAGAACGGGAGUAGCUGGGAGAUGCUGGCUGAGAGCUUCCAGCAUGUGACUCAAGGGAAAACUGUUUGCUUUCUGACCAAACCGUGGAAGACAGACCAUUAAGGUCAUCAUGCAUAGUCAGAAACUCUUCACACAACUUUCUUUGUUUUGCUUCUUUCUUUAACUUUGAUUUAUAUUUUCCUUAUGUUUUUUAUCCAUUGCAUUCAAAUCCCUGUUUUUCCAGGACAUUCUUUUAAAUAAACUGGCAAAGCAAU
Molecule: messenger RNA, 3498 nt
Organism: Astyanax mexicanus (Mexican tetra)
Lineage: Eukaryota; Metazoa; Chordata; Actinopteri; Characiformes; Acestrorhamphidae
Gene: hdac10
Product: histone deacetylase 10
Exons: 20
Coding region: 186-2237 (683 amino acids)
Biological process (GO): chromatin organization
Cellular component (GO): histone deacetylase complex
Molecular function (GO): histone deacetylase activity
Source: RefSeq, a predicted model, not a curated record